Agrilus planipennis (emerald ash borer) is the source of this 624-nucleotide messenger RNA. Its product is annotated as ephrin type-A receptor 8-like. Lineage: Eukaryota; Metazoa; Arthropoda; Insecta; Coleoptera; Buprestidae. Gene Ontology annotation, molecular function: protein binding; transmembrane-ephrin receptor activity. Gene Ontology annotation, cellular component: neuron projection. Gene Ontology annotation, biological process: axon guidance. Bases 272 to 460 code for a protein of 62 amino acids. The record is from RefSeq and is a predicted model, not a curated record. The transcript has a single exon.
CGACCCCUCGUUAUUAAUUUUUUGAAUUACUAAAAACACUUCUCCCCUACGACUUUCUUUUUCUAACUGUUUGACUCUUUAUUACAUUAACAGCAUCAAAUAACAAAAACAGGGUCCUUUUCUCAAUAUAAAACGUUUUUCAAAUAAAAUUUUUCGAUAUGCUAAAGGGAUUAUUUUGCCCUGUCAAAAUAGGUCGAACAACCCCCUUGCUGCAGACGCCCCCGACCUGACCAACUUCACAUCGGUGGAGGAGUGGCUGAACUCGAUCAAAAUGACGAGGUACGUGGACAACUUCCACACGGGAGGCAUCAACACCAUGGAAGCGGUGGUGAACCUGACGGUCAAAGAUCUGACCGAGUUGGGCAUCACCCUCGUAGGUCACCAGAAGAAGAUCAUGAACAGCGUCCAGAGUAUACGAGCCCAGAUUCGGGUCAACGGUCCUGAAGGGUUCCUAGUCUAAAACGACGCAAAACAGACAUCAAAGGUAAGCCGUCAGUAAUCGUCGGAAAUGGGAAGUUUCAUUUCGUUUGUUCUGUUCUUCUUCUUGUUAUUGUUUGUUGUUUUGUGUGUGUGGACCGGAACCGUGAAAGAACACUCAUCAGUAGAUAAUACAUAAUAAUUUUU